CCUGCUUUCUACUGAAGUAGUCAGUCAUGCUUUGCUUACAGGCAUGAACUCGCAAGCAAUACAGCGAAUCAGAAUUAAACCUUUUACUUAUGCAAAAUUAAUUUUUCACAUGAUAUCGUGUGAGGCUGCCACGUUUCAUUUACCCACCGUGUAAUCUUACUGACUUUGCCCAGUUUGUUUAAGAUAUGGCAUCUGAGUGCUGUCUCAGUUUCACCAAAUACUUCCUCUUUCUUUUCAACUUGAUAUUCGUUCUCUUAGGAUCCCUCCUCUUAUCUUUGGGACUAUGGAUACAAAUUUCAGAGAACAGCAUUUUCUUUUCCCCUCCUCCCUACAUUUCCAUCUCUCUCUUCUCCUACUUGCUGAUCACCAGUGGCUCUGUGACCAUGGCAUUAGGCUUCCUAGGAUGUCUAGGUUCUCUGAAGACUGUCAAAUGCCUGCUGGCAAUUUAUUUCAUCCUGCUCACAGUUCUUCUCGCGGCUCAGAUAGUGGGUGGGGUUCUUUUCUACACCCAGAAGACUGAGGUAACUCAAGCAUGCAGAUCUGCAGUCCCACCCAGUUUGGCAUUGGGCUUUUUAUACAGAUCUAGCACAUUACAAUUAAUCCUCUUUGGUGUCAAGUUUUUAAUCAGUUUGAUUGAUUUCUGUUAUUCAAAUGUUAUAUGUCUAAAGCUAAUACUUGAGACAAUUGUACCUCUUUUCUCUCUCUCAAAGGGUUGCAGUGACCAUAUUAAAAAUUGGCUGAAAGAAAAUCUCAUUUUAAUUCAGGUGGUUGUUUUGGCCAUUUCUCUGGUGGAGAUAUGUGGUAUGAUCCUUUCGAUGUGUCUGUAUAAACAGGGUUCUGUGGAUUACAACAUCGUUUUCAACUAAGAUAACCAGGAUCAGUGAGGGGGAAAACGUCAAGUAUUCAUUUUCUCUCAUUCAUAAAUUUGAUGUUUUGUUGAUGUCUUUUUAAAUGAGAUUAUUCGUUUUCUGUACGGUAUUUGAUUGUUUUCUACAGAUAUUUUUUUUAUCCUGUAAGACAGUCAAUUGUUGAUUUUUCUUGUUAUUCAGAUGUGUGUAAUAAAUAUUAUUUUUAGUAAUUGUUUAUGAAAAGUCAAAUUAAUUUGAACCUGUUCUUAUAAUUUUUAAAUGAUAUAAACUUUCAUCUGAUUCUUAGAAUUUGUGCAUGUGACUAUGACUUUUCUCACUUGUUCAGUUUAGCCAUUGGGUAAGAAAGGACUGGAAACAUUAGGGUGUGACAGUGUUAUAUUUCACUAUUGUUGUGCACACAAAGCAAAUGACCUCAAUACUGUGGCAAUGUGUGAGAUACUGUUCUCAUAAUCAUGUCUUUCAUAUCUAAAAUAUUAAAACUCAAAUCGUCCUUAAUUAUAUGCUGUGUUUUAUGUAAGAUGACAACCAGUAUUACAUAUAAGCAAUUUAAAAAAGAUCUUUCAAAUAGCCUAUAUUUAAAUUUAAGUAAAUUAAGUAUCCAAAUACACAGGGUAAUUGUAAUAAAACUGCUGUUGCUAAAAUAAAUAAAACAUUAAAUUAUGUUAUAAAUUUGAUUUUCAUUUAUUGUCAUAACGACUUAAUUUAUGUGUUUAUUUAAGCUGAGGAUCUAAAUGGUACAUAUGACAUUUUAUACCCCAUAGCAAGUUAUUAGGGCAGGGAGGAGGACACUUGUUAUCAGGUGUCACAUAUAUAUAUACAUGCUGUAUUCAUCUCCUUGAUUAAUUCUUGGGGAACACUACAGACUAAGAAGGUAAGAAAGAUAUUUUAUCAGAUAUUACAGUUAUUUUAGUCUUAAUGCAUGAAUACAUAUAUUGAUUUUACAUUUAUUUAUUUAUGUUUUCGUAUUUAAUAACUCAUUAUCAUUCAUUUAUGUCAGUUUAAUAAAGAAAGAAAGAUGGGAUCCCACACAUUGGUUCUGAUCAUGAUUUUAGGUGCCCUCUGUGUUGCACAGGCACUGAGGUGCAACUACUGCAACAAGAUCGACGAAAAACAUCCCGACUGUGAUAAGAUAGAGGAGAGAGAAUGCAGCAGUGGUUUCGAUACCUGCAUUAAGAUCAAAUUGCACGUUCCAGCCUUCGGUGAGGUGCGCAGAUGUGCCAAAGCUAAGGAGUGUGUUGAAGAUGUGCCUCCUCAGGUGGAGAGAAGCUGCUGCACAACAGACCUCUGCAACUGAUCUGCUCUAUCAGCAUAUAUAUUUUACAAUUUGGUCUGUGAUUAUCUGCUACUUAAAAUGCUCAAAACAUAAAGCUAACAUAGUUAUUAAUGGUCUUUAAUAUAAUAUAUAGUAUAUAUAUGUCAUUAGAUAUAUUAUAAAGAAAUAAAUUCUGA
This is a messenger RNA of Rhinichthys klamathensis goyatoka, 2318 nucleotides long. RefSeq names its product CD37 molecule (gene cd37). The record is from RefSeq and is a predicted model, not a curated record. NCBI's taxonomy places the organism in Eukaryota, Metazoa, Chordata, Actinopteri, Cypriniformes, Leuciscidae. Bases 186 to 866 code for a protein of 226 amino acids. Gene Ontology annotation, cellular component: membrane. The transcript has 9 exons.